CAGCGAUGACCGCCCAUGCAAAUGAGGGCUCGGCGGGAAAAGGAAGAAAUGGCGCUGGAGGAAGUUUGAAGAGCGCCCAGAGGAGCCGGCUAACCCGCCUGGAAGUGUUCGAGGACGAGGAAGAAGGCGCCACGUCCAACCCUGAAGAUGUUUGAGGACCUGUUUGAAAGCCCCUGCGUUCUCCAGCCUCACACGCCUCUGCUGAGCGGGGUGGCGCCGUGGGGGCGUGGCAUCGUGGAGGACGACAGCCUGAGUGUGGGACAGUUCGUUCUCUGUCAUUGGUCAGAUGGACUCUACUACCUUGGCAAGAUACUGAGGGUCAGCCUCCCCAGGCAGAGCUGCUUUGUCACGUUUGAGGACAACUCCAAGUUCUGGGUCCUGUGGAAGGACAUCCAGCAUGCUGGCGUGCCGGGGGAGGAGCCUCGUUGCUCUGUGUGUCAGGAGGCGGGUCUAAGCUCUGCCAGUCAAAGCAACCACAUCCUGAUUUGUGGAAAGUGUGGCAUCGGUUUCCACCAGCAGUGCCAUGUUCCUCCUGUAGAGGACAGCAGCGAGAGCCCCUGGUUUUGUAGACGUUGUGUCUUUGCCCUAGCUGUCAGGAAAGGGGGUGCUCUGAAGAAAGGGCCCAUAGCCAAAGCUCUGGUAGCUAUGAAGCAGGUCCUGUCGUAUGACCUUGAUGCUCUGGACUGGGACUCUCAGCAUCGGACCAAUCAGCAACAGUGUUACUGCUACUGUGGAGGACCAGGAGAGUGGUGUCUGAAGAUGCUCCAGUGUUUCCAGUGUCAGCAGUGGUUCCAUGAGGCGUGCACCCAAUGUCUGCAGGACAGCAUGAUGUUUGGAGACAGGUUCUACUUCUUCCUGUGUUCCGUCUGCAACAAAGGGUCGGAGUACGUGCGACGUUUAGCUCUGCGCUGGGUGGACCUGGUCCACCUGGUUCUCUACAACCUGUCGCUUAGCAACAAGAAGAAGUACUUCGAACUGGAUGAAAUCCUGGCCUUUGCGUCUUCCAACUGGGAGCAUUUGCAACUGGGAAAGUUGGCAAACACUCCUCCAUCAGCCAGGGGGCAGCACCUGCUGGAUGCCCUCAACAAAUACAAGAGCAAGUUUCUGUGCGGAAAGGAGAUGAAAAAGAGGAAAUGCAUCUUUCGUCUGAGGACGCGUGUUCCCCCCACACCCUCCUCCAAACUGUUUCCUGAGCGUGCUCACUAUGAAGGGGGGCGGGGCUAUAAGAAGGGUGUUGGCGGGAUGAGUGCUUCAUCAGAGAGGAGGAAGAGGAAGUCCAAGUGGUUGUUGGAAGACGCCAUCCCCAAAAACGAGCUGACAUGCACUUGGACGUGUCAUCACCACAUGGCCAACAUCUUUGACUUCACCCUGGAUGACCUAACCAAGCUCAGGAGUGGGACGUUGAGUGUUGAUCAGGAAUCUACAGAUGUUUCCACAUCAGGUUCCGUGACCACCAGCAGCUCCUGCCAUCCAGCCAGGCCAAAGGCGGGCAGCAGGAAGAGGAAGUUGCCAAGCUGUGCCGCUAACCAGUGGACCAAUCACAAUGAGGCAGGGCGGGAUCUUGGAGAGGAAGAGCCUUCUGGAACCAGGGACGACUCCCAAUAUUCUGUUGACUCCUCCCCCUUCCUGUCAGACCCUCCUGACUCCUCCCAUCUACAGUCCUCCAUCUCCUCAUAUUUCAGUGCCUCGUGCCGACUGAUCAGUGGUGAGCGGUAUCAGGUGAUGGCCCGCCGCAUCACCGCUGAGGGGGCGGUCCAGUACCUGCUGCAGUGGGAGGGGACAGCACCUUACUAGAAGCUGGGCUUUUAUUUAUUUCUUAGAAGCACAACAAAGUCCAUGGCAAGUCUUUCUUUUCACACAUGCACAGCACGUGUGCUCUUUCAAUGGGCUCCAUCUUCAAAUAGAGCUGUUGGCACGGCAUAGGCGUGGGAGGUACGGGAGGUGGGCUGUGCCUGGGUCGUGCCCACGGGGUGGGGCCAGUGCAGCCCGGCUCAGUGUGACGCAAAGAGGGGGGAGAGAAGGCAUGAGAGGGUUCAGACGAGUCUCAUGUUAACCCAUCCAGUGCACGCCUUUGAUGUGCAGGGCCCACUGGACUGCUCAUCAGAGGCCCCAAUGCCUAUCACCACCUGGACCACCCGUGGGACACGUCAUCUGUUCCCGUGUCAUGAAUAGGAGUAGAAAAUGAAGCUACAAAGACCGCAGCAGGCCAAUCCAGGCAUGGUGCUUGUGAUCCACCUGCAUGCCUGCCUGUCUUGUAGGGUUCCGGUUAGGCUAACCUUUGGUGGUCUAUUCUCUCCCCGCCCCUCAUCCUCCUUAUUUCCAUCUACUGCAUCUUGUCACGUCACGAUAAGAAUAAAGAUUCAAAGAAAUAUGCACAAUCACAGGGAAAUCCUUAAGACGUCCAUUUAUUCAACCAGCUGAGAGAUGUGAGGUCAUGAGUUAGCAUCCUACGGUAGCUGCCAGCUACCAGCCGUCAGGUUGGCUCCAGUUAUGGGUCACGUCUUUGAUCUGACAUCAGAUGUAUGGGACAGUGAACACAAACAUGACAUCUGCUUCACCUCACC
Molecule: messenger RNA, 2564 nt
Organism: Doryrhamphus excisus (bluestripe pipefish)
Lineage: Eukaryota; Metazoa; Chordata; Actinopteri; Syngnathiformes; Syngnathidae
Gene: phf19
Product: PHD finger protein 19
Biological process (GO): negative regulation of gene expression, epigenetic
Cellular component (GO): nucleus
Molecular function (GO): DNA binding; chromatin binding
Source: RefSeq, a predicted model, not a curated record